Molecule: messenger RNA, 1617 nt
Organism: Gamsiella multidivaricata
Lineage: Eukaryota; Fungi; Mortierellomycota; Mortierellomycetes; Mortierellales; Mortierellaceae
Exons: 2
Coding region: 1-1617 (538 amino acids)
Biological process (GO): positive regulation of transcription by RNA polymerase II
Cellular component (GO): RNA polymerase II transcription regulator complex
Molecular function (GO): DNA-binding transcription factor activity; protein dimerization activity
Source: RefSeq, a predicted model, not a curated record
AUGAGGACCACCACCCCGACCGAGGAUAGUCCUAUGGACUCCUCCUCCUCCUCCAUGGAUCACCAACCCCCCUCCCCUCCCUCAGCUCAUCAUCCCCAGCAACAGCACCACCACCCCAGCAACAAUAACGGCACAUCCAAUGGCCAUCCAUACCCACCGCCACCGUCUUUUCAUAACCACCAGCACUACCCUCCUCAGGACACCCAGACUCAGUCCCACCCAGACCACCACUACGAAGACCGUCGCUACUCCACCUCCCAUAACGGCCCCGCUCCAUCCCAAUACCAUCACCCUGCACCCAACACACCCUCGCCGCCCCUGCCCUCCUCGGCCGAGGUCUUCCAGGGCCGACCCCUCCCUCCAAUUGAACCAUCCCAUCCGCUGCACACCUAUAUGAGCAACUCACGUCGAGGCUCCGUCGUCGAUCCAGAGUACCACGCCGCCGGAGACCCCCACCGAAGGUCCUCCACCAUCACAAUGGAUCAUUCGAGCUAUUACGGCAAUGCAUCCGGUCCAAACACCAAUGAUGGUCGCCAUUAUGCCAACUCGUCUGCAUCCUCCACCACCUCAAACUCGUCUGAAAUCCCGUAUCAUGCACAUGCGCCCAACUCGCCACUGCAUCUCCGUCAGGCGGAUCAUGCCUCGGGCAGGCGAGAGUCACUACCGUCGAUUCACAGCAGCGCCGGCCCAUUGGGGCAGCUUCUGGCACAGGAGCCCCAGCGGAGACACUCGAUUGCCCACAGCGACCCAUUGGGCAACAAUUUGGGUCCCCUCAAGCGGAAAACAUCGAGCACACCGCUCUCGCAAGUGCACUCAUCCGAUUCUCUGGACCAUCCCGCAAAACGUCGAGACUCGAUUCCGGAUGCGGCAUUGGGGCUGCAUCCUUAUCCAUCCAGGAGCUCGUAUUCUGCGCCGUCAAGUCCACCGAGGCGUGGAUCAGUUGCUUCGAAUCAUGGAGCAGUACCGUCGCUGAACCUUCAACCGGCAGCAGAGAUCAAGCCCUCGAUGAUGGUCCCUCACGGACCCCAUGGGCCUUCAGGAAUUGAGCAUGCGCGCCCCCACUUUCCGCUGCAUCAGCCUCGUAGACCGUCACUAUUAUCGUCGGAGGCUGGAUCGAGGAGGUCGUCGAUAGCGGAUGUUCACCACACACACGGACCGCCACCGCCCCACCUGCAUCACUCACCAUACCCUCCACCGGACUAUGACCAACGGAUGAACAUGGACAUGGAAAGGAUGCAUCUUUCCAACAACCAUGGACCAGAACACAACAAGGGACCGGCAGGACCAGGAUCACAGACGACGCAUCUAUACCCAGGCUACCCGUCUGCGUACCCCAAUGGCGAUGGCAGUGCGUCACACAAGACCGAUACACCCUACUCCCGAUCGCCGGAACUGAGGGUGUCACAUAAGCUGGCGGAGCGUAAGCGUCGCAAGGAGAUGAAGGAGCUUUUUGAUGAGCUGCGGGAUUCUCUGCCGGUCGAUCGAAGUCUCAAAACCAGCAAAUGGGAAAUUCUGAGCAAAGCUGUCGACUAUAUUGCACAGAUGAAAACGGAUCAGGAAGAGCUCGCAAAGGAAGUGGAGGAAUUGCGGCAGGAAGUCGCGCGUCUGAAGCAAUAA